Messenger RNA from Neurospora crassa OR74A, 2151 nucleotides. RefSeq lists its product as hypothetical. The record is from RefSeq and is a predicted model, not a curated record. The transcript has 7 exons. Lineage: Eukaryota; Fungi; Ascomycota; Sordariomycetes; Sordariales; Sordariaceae. The coding region runs from base 328 to 1908 and encodes 526 amino acids.
GAACCGUCUGUCAAACUAGGCCAAGCGAGCGCUCGGACAGCCAUCAGGAUGCACUAUCCCCAGCUUUUUUCCACACCUCGAGCCUGGACCCUCGGUCACCAUCCCGCUUUCUGUCGUGAGUCUGUGUCAAGAGGGUCAGAGUAGCAUCAGACUAGCAUCCAAGGGGCGAACUGUUGGGACCUUAGUCCCGUCCUCUGUCUCGCCCCACGAGGCAUAUCUGUCUUAUACCCCCCGUCUCGCACAUCAUGCUUCCCUAGUAGCUACAUAGUUCAGAUCUUAUAUUGUAGAAUGUGCACUGCAACUCUACCCUAGUGAGUGCCAUGUGAGAUGGCCGCCCAGCUCCCAUCCGAGGCCAUUGGCUCCGCCGUUGGUAUUCUCAUCUACAGUUUGUUUUGUCUGUUUCUGAGCCUGCUUCUACUAUGGCUGGUGUGGGUUCACCAUGAGCGAAGAAGCUAUGUGGCUAUGCUCUCAUUCUCCAUGUCCUUGGGCACACUGGCAUCCAUCAUCCAACAAAUCCACACAAUAGCCUACUGGAACGACGUCAAGACAUCGCAGUACGAAAACGUGGUAGCCAAUGCUGGAAGGCCCGAGUUAAACGUCACCGGCGCUUCUACAGGCUUCGACCUCGUCCUCUUUUACAUACAGUACUACUCCUACAAUGUGGAUGCCAUGCUGGUGGUUUUCUGGUCCGUCGAAUUGGCAAACUCGAUCCUCCAGCUUCGAAAUUCCAGACUCAACCGCCUCAGGGGAAGUUUGUGGGCAAAGGCGAGCGCCAUUAUUCUGCCCAUCAUCCAGGUGUGCCUGCUCAGAACCAAUGUUGUUCAAGGCAGUGUCUUUGGCUUCAUGGUCCUGGCCGACUUUAUCAUGGUCAUAAGCUUUGGUAUCGGCAGCUUGCUUCUGUUUGCUAUUCUUAUCAAGUACAUCCACUCCAGGGCCGCCCUGGUGUCCUGGAAAGUUCGCUAUGGCCAAAAUUCGUCAAAGACUACCAACCCAUACUCGGGCAGUGGGAACGUGCCGUCGGGUCACAGGCCUAGUGCUCUACCGCGCAGAAACAUCUACGACAGCUGGCUUGCUGUUCGCUUCACUGUCGCCUUUGUGGCACUAGGACUCUUCGAACUAGUCGUCAUCUUCUUCCAACUCCGCGCCGCCAACACCAACACCAAAGCCAACAUCCCGCCCCACCCCGACCUCAGCGCCGCCCGCGCCCGCGGCGACUUUGCCCUCUUCUGCCCCGGCGUCUCCGCCAGUCUUUUGAUUUUCAUCGUCUUCGGCACCACCCGCACCUUCCGCGAGUACGUCUGGACCCGAUUUGCGCCGCAACUGCUCCAGGACCGAGUCGCAGCACGCAAGGCCCUCAAGAAGCAGAAAACCCCACCAAACCAAGGCCAAGGGGAGACCAUGGCGCCACCGGUGAUUUUAUCCACUUUCCAAAUCGGCGUCAGGAGAAAUAGCAGCCAUCACAACAGCCCUGGCGCGGCAAACUCUGCUGCUGCUGCUGGUGGUGCUGCUUAUGAUGACAACGACGACUUAUAUAAAGGGGUGCAAACACUGACGACCAUUAACGGCCACAAGUAUCGGACGGGGCCGUAUACUCCUUAUAUACGUAGCACGACGCCGAGUCCCUGUCCCUCGCCUAGUCCUAGUCCGGGGCCUGGUAGUGAGGUGGAUCUGGAGAUGGGGAUUGGGAAUGGCGGGCAAUAUGGAGGAGGUCACGGCGGGAGCUAUGAUGAGGGAAGCAGCGGCGGCGGCGGCGGGAAACAACAACAACAACAACAACAACAACAAUACUUGCAGACGGGAACGACAUCCUUUGGGGUGGUGGGUAGGAGUACAAGUAGGACGGAUGAUGAUGACGUUCCGAUUUUGAAGAAGGCGAUGCCUGCUUUUCAGAGAGGCAGCCAUCGAUAGCAUUUUUUUUAUUUUUUUUCUGGUCUUAUAUAGGAAGAUACCCCCAAACAAGAAGAACUUGGUUUCAGUCAAGGUUGUUUCAGGCAGGCUUAGAUAUCAUGUCAUGCAUUUUGGUCUUUCUUUGGAACCGGUCGGUACAAAUUAUAUCAGUGUCAGUAACGAUGAUACAUUCACAUGUCAAUACACUGCAUAUCCGUAUACUCCUCGUCGCUCAGGAUGUCGUAACCCGUUUUACUCUCUCCU